AUGGCCGUCGGCCGUGUCGUUUGCGUGGCUCUGCCACUUCUAUUAACAAUCGCCUCGAUUGCCGCCCUCCUCUACGCCACCCUCGCCGGCGUCGCCCACCACAACACAUUCAUGUUCAAGGUCGACACCAGAAACCUGACGCUCGAUAGGGCGGGCCUCGAGAGUAUUGCCAAGGACGCCGGCGUCGACGUGAGCAGUAUUGGAAAAGACCUCGGCAUCGACAUCGACGGCCUGCUUGACAAAGCGACGGGCGGCCAAAACGUCACUGCCAAGGAGCUCAACAUCGACUACGUCUUCGAGGUCGACCUUUGGGGCUUCUGCUACACAAAGGACAACAAGCGCAACUGCACCAGCCCCCAGUUCGAUUGGGCCUCCCACACCCUCAACGAUACCUACCUCAAGAACUUUGACAGCCAGGCUGGUGUCAGCUUUCCCUUGCCCAAGGACAUCCAGGAGCCCAUCAAGGCUUUCCGCACUGUCAUGAAGGUUACCGAGAUUGCCUUUAUUGCUGCCCUUGUCUUGCUUGGUGUUGAGCUGCUUGUCGGCAUCCUGGCAAGCUGCUCGCGCGUCAUCUCUUGUCUCACCUGGCUUAUUGCUUGCAUUACUACUAUACUUGUUUUCGCUGCUGCUGGUCUCGCUACCGGAACAUCUGCUGCGGUCGUUGGCGCGGUCGAGGCCACUGCCAAGGUCUACGGCGUCAAGGGCGGUAUUCAGACUAGCUUCCUGGCUGCCAUCUGGAUUGCUGCCGCCUUUGCUCUUGGUGCCAAUCUCUUCUGGGUCUUCACCAUUUGCUGCUGCAAGCCCGACCACGGUCGCGCUCGUAGCGUCCGCAACCGUGACAGCUAUGGCGAUGGCGAGAAGCUCAUGCCCACGCGCGCUUACGCCCCUCUUGGAACCGAGCACGAAAUGACGGGCUUCCAGCAGCAGCCCGCGCACCACGCCGGCUACAACAAUAGCGCCUACUACAAUGGCCAGCCGGCUCGCUACCCUGCCGGCAACGGCCGCUCAGAUCUGGCUUACGAGCCUUACUCCCACCGCGCAUAA
Molecule: messenger RNA, 1044 nt
Organism: Akanthomyces muscarius
Lineage: Eukaryota; Fungi; Ascomycota; Sordariomycetes; Hypocreales; Cordycipitaceae
Exons: 1
Coding region: 1-1044 (347 amino acids)
Biological process (GO): fungal-type cell wall organization
Cellular component (GO): plasma membrane; cell cortex of cell tip
Source: RefSeq, a predicted model, not a curated record